GGAUCAUUUGCAUGAGUGUUUCUCUGACGUCUCUGCAUAGCAUUUUCCGUUGAAGAGUAUUGUAAGAAAGAAAGCCACGAUGUUACGUUUAUUAUUGAUCCUUGUGGUUACCAGCUUGACUAUAGCAGCCCCACAUGAGGUAUUGGUUGAGAAUCGUGCCCUGCCCACAUAUAAAGUUAUUACAGGCCUAAUGGACUGGUAUGAAGCCAAAGUCAGAUGUGAAGCUAUGUCGGGAUGGCAACUCGCACAACCAAAAAGUCAAGCCCAAAUGGACGCAAUAAUGAGCUUAUACGUGGCAGGAUUCUAUUGGCUUGGUAUAACCGAUAAAAACCACGAAGGGACUUUCACUUAUUACUCAAAUGAUGAAGCUCUUAAUUUCAUUCACUGGGAUGUAAACGAGCCAAAUAACGAACUUGGAAACGAGAACUGUGUUGAGGUCUGGUGGUAUGUUAUGUCAGCAAUCGCAGGUGAAGAUUGUGAUCCCAUGCUAACUCCGCAUGUUUGGGAAUUGAUUGAGAAGCGUUUUUAUUGGCUUGGUAUAACCGAUCUUGGCCACGAUGGGACUUUUACUUAUUACUCAAGCGGCUUACACAUUGCUGGUACUUUCGAGAACUGGGAUGUAAACGAGCCAAACAAUGAAAAUGGUGUAGAGCACUGUACAGAGAUCUGGAAAUUAAAUGGUCUAUGGAAUGACGUUGAUUGUAUGCUGAAACGGGCCAAUGCAAUCUGCGAGUGCGAUGGUGUCAAUGGUGAACCUCAUAUGAGGACAUUCGAUGGACGUCCAUAUACAUUCCAGGGCGAAGGCUGGUACUAUCUGUUUAAGGACUGCACCGAAAACCCCCAUUUUGAAGUCACAACCAAGUUUGAACCAAGAGAAGACAGUACACCGGACAACGUCAAGACAAGAACUAUCGCAAUCAACGUAACUGUUGGAAAUCAAUACGCAAUUAUAGAUGGACUAGAUGUUACUACAGGGCGUACAGGUGGACAGGUGACUGAUGCAAAGGUUAUAACAAUUCAGGAAGAAGAGAAGAAUAUUGAACUGCACUUCACUUCAAAAAACACGACAUUUACUCUUAAUUGGACUCUGAGAAAGCACGAAUUAGAUGUAUCAUACUCAGGCUCUUUUUACAACGGAAAACUUUGCGGUCUGAUGGGUAAUGCAGAUGGUGAUACUCGCAAUGACUUCCAGAAACCAGAUGGUAGUAUUGCUAAAGACGUUAAUGAUUUUGGUGAAAGCUGGAAAUUAACUGAGAAAAAGUAA
This is a messenger RNA of Saccoglossus kowalevskii, 1264 nucleotides long. RefSeq names its product von Willebrand factor-like. Lineage: Eukaryota; Metazoa; Hemichordata; Enteropneusta; Harrimaniidae. The record is from RefSeq and is a predicted model, not a curated record.